Messenger RNA from Episyrphus balteatus (marmalade hoverfly), 388 nucleotides. Its product is annotated as sarcotoxin-1B-like. The transcript has 2 exons. Gene Ontology annotation, biological process: defense response to Gram-positive bacterium; defense response to Gram-negative bacterium; antibacterial humoral response. The record is from RefSeq and is a predicted model, not a curated record. NCBI's taxonomy places the organism in Eukaryota, Metazoa, Arthropoda, Insecta, Diptera, Syrphidae. Gene Ontology annotation, cellular component: extracellular region. The coding region runs from base 125 to 316 and encodes 63 amino acids.
CUCUCAAGAUAAUUUUCUGUAUAUAAACUGAAUCUCACAGCAUCUGUUAUCAUAAUACUCACUGCCUUCAAGCAUCACAUACUUUUCUCAAUUAAAGAAAAAAAUUAAAAAAUACUCACUAAAUAUGAAUUUCUCAAAAUUAUUUAUUUUCGUUGCAUUUGUGUUGGCUGUUUUUGCUGGACAAACUGAAGCUGGAUGGUUGAAGAAAAUAGGAAAACGAUUGGAACGCACUGUUCAAAAUGUUCGCCGUGCUACAAUACAGACUAUCGGAGUCGCUCAACAAGCUGCCAAUGUUGCUGCAACUCUCAAGGGAUAAAAACUUGUUUCCAUCAGAUUUUGAUCAAAAAAUGUUUAAAAGUCUGAAACUUAUUUUUAAGUUUUAUUUAUU